Messenger RNA from Mesorhabditis spiculigera, 93 nucleotides. Lineage: Eukaryota; Metazoa; Nematoda; Chromadorea; Rhabditida; Rhabditidae. The record is from the annotation of a GenBank genome assembly.
AAUAUCCGCGACCUGGUCUAUGACACGGAAAUGGACCUUCUACGCCAAUCCGAAGAGCUCCUCCAGCAGCAGCAACACUCCAUGCAACUCCGA